AAACAAGUAAACAAUCAUGCAUGACUGAACUUGAAUAUAACGGUAAUUUUCAUUCUUUUUUUAAACGUGAUCUCCAUCAUUUGAGUUUUCACAGAUAGAAAUGAAGAUCUAAAGAAAGUACAGUAACAAUUUUGACCAUCAAUUGGAAUUUUAUCAGCAAUGGCAUACCGUGUCAGAAGUGGAAUUCUUAAUGAUAUUUGCCUACCAGUAACCGUUACAUAUGAAACAGAAUCAUUUCAAAUAAAUAAGGCAUGGAUAGGAGGUGCUUUUGCCUUGGGACUUGCUUUUGGAAUAUUAGUAACAGUCUUCUGUGUCCCAGUCUGCAUCAGAGAUUAUUUUAAGAAAAGGCAACAAGACCAAGAAGAAAUAGAAGAAGACAGAAGAAAGGAAAGAAGUAGAGGAGAGACAGUCAAAAUUAUAGAUGACUAUGAUGAUGAUGACACUGUUACGAUUGUAUCUGAUGGAAAAGGCAGAAAGAAAAGUGCAGGAAAGAAGAAAGGAAAAGGAAAAGGUCUGAUGGGAAAACUAGGGUUAGAUGAUGAGUAUCAACAUGAAAAGAAAGGAAAAGAAGUUAAAAUUGACAAAUCUUUCCAAACUGGUAUGGGCGGUAUUCUUGUCAAGUUUACAAGUGAAGAGGCUGAAUCAGAAAUAGCUAAACAAGACUUAGACAGAGUCGAUCAUUUGUCUAAUGACCUUGGCAAAGAAAAAGAAUCAAUGUUCCUAGCCAUGUUAAGGAUGAAGCUUAAGAAGGCCAAAAUAGAUGAUCCCCUUUUGUCUCGUCUUGUCAACUUUGUAAUGGAAGAUAUUCAAAAUAAAAAGAAAAUGAUUGAGGAUGAUAAGCUUGAAACUGAAGCAGAACUUAGAGUGGUUCACAGUAAAGAUCAACAAACUCUGGACAAUGAAUUAGAAAAAAUAGACAUGGCUUCCCAGCAAAAAGAGAAUAAAAUUUUAGAUGAAGAAAGAGAGAAGAUAAAACAAGACUUGAGAAGACAUACAAAGUUGUCAGAAGCUGAGAUAGAGGCAGUCAUGGAAGGCUUACUUAAAGAUAUGGGAAAACUGGAGAAAAAAUUAAGUGAAGAAAGACUGAGACAACAAAGGGCUUUAGAAGAAAGAUUGGCAAAGAGAAAACAGAUCAUAGAUUUCAGAAAUAUCCAAGACAAACAAGCACAGGAGUUAGGCAAUAAUAGUGCUGACAGUUAUGAGGAAGAAUUGAAGAAACUUGUUAUAGAUGGAAGCUUAACAGAGAAACAGAAAAAAGAAAUACUGAAUGAAUACAUGAUGGAUCUUAAACGAUUAAAUAGACAGCAUGAUAAAGAUUCACAAAGACAACAGUUAGAUUUGGCAAGUAAAUUAGAACAGAGAAGAUUGAGGAGAAUUCAUCAGCUGAAUGAGAAACAUGAACAAGAAAAAUCUCUCCUGUUACAUAAAGCUGACAAAUCCACAGACACUGCUAACUUUAUAGAGAGUUACCAUGAGUUGCUACAAGAACAAAGAACAGAACUGGAAUCAACGGAAGCAGAACUUGAUCAGACAGAACUACAACAACUGGAUCAGAUUAGACAGAGAAUAAAUCGGGAUAAAGUGCAAUCAAUAGAAGAGAGAGGAGAAAGAAUGAACAAAGCUAUUGGUUCUGUGUCAUCAGCUGAUCCAGCAGACGUUAACAGAAUGAUCAAAGCACAUAAACAAAGAAUGCUACAACUUGAAGAUGCGAGACUUCAGGAACAAAACAGAAUGAAAGCUAUGCUUCAAGCAAGAUGGGAACAAAAAAUGAUGCAACUUGAAGAUGAUGAAGAGAAAUCUAACCAAGAACAAGAAACACUUGCUGAACAACAACUGACAACAGUUAAUAGGGUGUUAAAUAGCAGUCUGGAAUUAAAUGAAGAGGCAAAGAAGAAGAUUAUGAAAGAACAUGGACAUAACAUGCAAGUCUUAAACAACCAAUUACAGAUGUCAAAAUUAAGACAAGAAAAAAGUAUGGAAGCUAAACUGGCAAAAAGAAGAACAAAAAUUGCAGAAAUUAGACAAAAACGUGAAGAUGAACUUUUGAGCAAAUCAAAAAUGAAUAAAGAUGAAUUUGACAAACUUACAAAACAGCUGGAAGCUGAACUUGCAGCUGAAGAGGUAAAAAUAGAAAUGGAAAGACAACAAGCUUUGAUUGAUUUCAAAAGAAAAAUGGCUUCUGAAACAGAGGCUCUUUUAGUGGAGCAAGAGAAGGAAUUAGGAGUUCUGAUUGGUAGAUUAGAGAUUGGAGCAGCCAGAAGACAAGCUUUGUUAACAAAACAAGACACACAGCUACAGAGCUUACAGGACCAACUUGAAAAGAAAUUAACAGAUGGUACAGUGAAGACAUCAGCUGUAGAUCAGAUCUUACAGCAACACAAAAAUCAAAUGGAAUAUGUCCACGAUCAGAUAGAGAAUAAACGAGAACAUCAAAUACAAGUUAUACAAGAUAAAAUCCAGACUAAAAAGUUAAUGAAAGAACAAGAACUUCAAGAAGAAAAACAUGAAGAAAGAGAGAUAGUUAAAUCAGCUUCUAUAAAAAGACGAGGUGCAGGACAAGCUGCAUCAGUCUUAAAAUUAAGUUAUCUAGAACAACAACACAAAAGACACAGAGAUGAGCUUGACUUAGAAAUGAAGGCUGAGCUAGAAAAAAGCAAGGAAGCAUUGAAUAGAGAAUUAGAAGUUACUCUUGACACGGAAUUGAAGCAACAAAAGAAACAGUUUUUGGCUCAGUUAGCUACAGCUUCAGACUUAUCAAAAAGAGAAUUAGAAGAUGCAGUAGAUACAGCUAUCAGAGAUACUGGUGGCAAUGAACAGGCUGCAAAGAAGUUAGGUAAAGAAUUACGUCAGGGAUUGCAACGUGCCAAAACAGACUUAACUUUAGAUGAAGAUGGUGAAAUAGAUUACAUAAGAGGAAGACCUAGUUCUGGUUACCAAGGAGACACUGCUAGACCAAUGUCAGGUUCAGUUACAACAAAAAAAGGAAAGAAAAAAGGGAAAAAGUCUCAGACCUCUGUGUAUCCUAGGGAACCAAAGGAAAGCUGGACGCAUCAAGACUAUUAUGAUAGUGAUGAAUUACUUUGAUAAACAUUCAUCAUUACUUUUUGAUUUGUAGUUUCAUUCCGUAUUUACAAGUAUGAUAAAAUAUUCUUUCUGUAAAAACUUACCAGUCAAAAAAGAAAAAAAAGAAAAUUUUAACAAAAGUUUAUU
Molecule: messenger RNA, 3210 nt
Organism: Mytilus trossulus (common blue mussel)
Lineage: Eukaryota; Metazoa; Mollusca; Bivalvia; Mytilida; Mytilidae
Product: trichohyalin-like
Exons: 25
Coding region: 160-3084 (974 amino acids)
Biological process (GO): smoothened signaling pathway
Cellular component (GO): ciliary membrane; plasma membrane protein complex
Source: RefSeq, a predicted model, not a curated record